CUUGAAAUUGAAUAAUUUCCAAAGUGUUUCAUACGGUUGACUGAUUAUUUCAGAACCGCCUUGUCUUUAAACAGUAGCCGCGCUAUCCCUGAUUCACCAAGAUGGUCAAGGAAGACAAGACAACAUGGAAGGCCAACUACUUCGUCAAGAUCGCUCAACUUCUGGAUGAUUAUCCCAAGUGUUUUGUUGUGAAUGCUGACAAUGUGGGCUCCAAGCAGAUGCAGCAGAUCCGGGCUGCUCUCAGAGGACAAGCCAUUGUGUUGAUGGGAAAGAACACCAUGAUGAGGAAGUCCAUCAGGGGACACCUUGACAAGAACCCCGCCCUGGAAAGACUGCUGCCUCACAUCGUUGGUAACGUUGGUCUGGUCUUUACCAAGGGAGAUCUUAUGGAGGUUCGGGACCUGCUGCUGGCCAAUAAGGUGGAAGCCCCUGCCCGUGCUGGAGCAAUUGCCCCUGUGGAUGUAACGGUGCCCAAACAGGCGACUGCUCUUGGACCCGAGAAGACCUCUUUCUUCCAGGCUCUCCAUAUCACCACCAAGAUCACCAAGGGAUGCAUUGAAAUGCUGAACGAUGUGCGCCUGAUCACAGAAGGAGACAAGGUCGGAGCCUCCGAGGCCACACUCCUCAACAUGUUGGGGAUCUCGCCCUUCUCCUAUGGUCUCGCUAUUAAGAGAGUGUACGACUCUGGCUCAGUGUUCGAGUCCAAGAUCCUGGACAUCACCGAUGAUGCCCUGCGUGGAAGGUUCCUGGAGGGAGUGCGAAACGUUGCAUCAGUCUCCCUGCAGAUCGGCUACCCAACUGCGGCUUCCGCCCCUCAUUCCAUCAUCAACGGAUUCAAGAAACUUCUUGCCAUCGCUGUAGAGACAGACUACACCUUCCCUGAGGCUCAGAGGACAAAGGACUUCUUGGCCGACCCAACUGCGUUCGCAGUUGCCACUGCCCCAGCUGCAGCCUCUUCCGCCCCAGCCGAGGAGAAGAAAGAAGAGAAGAAGGAGGAAUCCGAGGAGUCUGAUGACGAUAUGGGCUUUGGGCUGUUCGAUUAAACAUUGUGUCCAUCACCCUAAGGAUUUUUCACCUGUGGGAUGUGACCAUGAACUCUGGACAGUCUCUGUCUGUGUCAUAUGUCUCUUGACUCGUUCCUUAUUUAAUUAAUAAAACUAAAUUAGAUCCACAAUUGUGCUUAAUGCAUCAAUUGUCUCGUUUUUUCCAUCUUGUAAACAACUUUGGAUUUCAUUCAGAAUAAAGCAUCUGUUGGUCA
Messenger RNA from Mya arenaria, 1258 nucleotides. RefSeq names its product 60S acidic ribosomal protein P0-like. Gene Ontology annotation, molecular function: large ribosomal subunit rRNA binding; structural constituent of ribosome. The coding region runs from base 102 to 1043 and encodes 313 amino acids. Gene Ontology annotation, biological process: ribosome biogenesis; cytoplasmic translation; ribosomal large subunit assembly. The transcript is spliced from 9 exons. The record is from RefSeq and is a predicted model, not a curated record. NCBI's taxonomy places the organism in Eukaryota, Metazoa, Mollusca, Bivalvia, Myida, Myidae. Gene Ontology annotation, cellular component: cytosolic large ribosomal subunit.